Molecule: messenger RNA, 1281 nt
Organism: Serpula lacrymans var. lacrymans S7.9
Lineage: Eukaryota; Fungi; Basidiomycota; Agaricomycetes; Boletales; Serpulaceae
Exons: 1
Coding region: 1-1281 (426 amino acids)
Source: RefSeq, a predicted model, not a curated record
AUGUCUACUUCUCACUCUACCGGCUUCCCCAUCACCACCUACUCUGUACCCGGCGAAGCCAACAUGCUAGCCGACGAACGAGUGUCCUUUGCCCGAGGGCAACGACACAACCAGGCUGACGUCUCUGACGCCAUAGAAUUAAUGUCAGCCAAAAACGCCCACGUCUAUCUAUUUCGUGAAACAGAAAAACACUAUCCCGAUGCGUACCACGCUCUUUCUUCCCUAUACACCUUCCUUAACAUAGACCUCGUGGCUGACGAACUCCUGAAAGCCAUAGACUCACUACAUUUGUUGGAAAACGAGCAUUCGCGGCACAACAAUCAGGACUCGAGUAUCUGUCGGGCACUCCGGAUGGAAAAGUUAGUUUUGGAAUCUUUGGAACGACGCUUGAGGAUGAACUCCUUGAGUGGGCAGACGGACGCGGCAAAGGCAUAUUUGGAAUUAGGCGGGAAGAUCUUGCUAACUGAAGCGCGCACACGGAUAGAGCGAGACGGCUAUACGAGUACUCCUCCACCCGGUUUGUCCCGCCGGUCCCCAUUACACCCAGAUCAGAUCAGUGUUACCCCGGAGCUCACCUACCCCACCGCUUCCCCACAACCUCCGCCCACCCAGUUAGCGGAAAAAUACAUUCCCACCGUCCCAACCAGCCCGACCUCACAAGGGUCGAACCCCUCCAGUCCCCGUUCCACUGGGUCGAACCCAGAACCACUACCACCGCAGUCACCUCCGCCUCGACCGGUACCAAACGCCCAAACCCGUCGCCUGACGAAACGACGAGGAGCCCGGCUAGGCCGACAAGAAGUGAUACUCCAGAUCCCCGCCGUCAGAACUCCAUCAAAUCGGCGAUCUUGUACGUCAAAGAGUCCGAAAGACAGUCCGCCUGGCGUAACGCGCAGGCCUGAGACCGGCUCCCCUUCCAAUCCAAUCAACGUAGAUGACGCCGACAUGAUCGACCAAUUGUACGCGGGAACGUACAACCUGGGAGAUGACGAUCCCCCCACUCCCAAAUCCGACACCUCGUCCAAUACCCAACGAAAGUACCACCAAGGUGUUCGCGACAACGCUCCUUACUGUCAAAACUGCGGUUGGAGUGAUCAUCGUACAUAUUAUUGCGAAGCUUACUACUGCCCCGACUGCAAUAGACGCGCACCAGGGCAUAGUUUCAAUUGGUGCCCUAUUCGUAGGGAAAACGAAGAUAGGAUUCUGAUGGAGGGAUUACAUGGAGAUGUCAGCUACGACGACAGCUACAACAUGGAUGGCGAGGGUACCAAAUUUCGGUGA